AAAUUUAAAAAACAAACAGAAGUAUGUGUGCAUCGAAAUUGCUCUAAGAACUGGCUGACAUAGGAUUCCGGGGAGGGGAAAUGCGCAAUUUUGGUCUGCCUAAAGCGAAUCUCCAUCAUCCCACUUUCUGAUGACCAUUAUGCCUCAUCAAUGACCAGUGGUGAGCUGGAUACUCAAAAUGACAAGCAGAACAAGGAAGAUAAGCAUUGCCAACUCAGCAACAUGGCUCAGCUGUAGUGCGGGGUUCACACCCCACGAACCAUCUUUUUUUAUUUUAUUUUUUUUUCUCGCACCUGUUUUGAGGGUCCUAUGGUUGCCUCCCGCUUUUGGGAGUCACGAUGCAUUCAAGCUGACCGCAUUAUUAUCUGUUUCUGGUUUACUGCCAAGGCGUGGUCUGUGGGAGCAAUACGGGAAAUGUAUGACCUGUUAGCCAACUUCGUUGGUGUCCAACGACACAGGCAUUGGUAGAUGGGAUGAUUACCAAGUAGAAGCCAACUCCGUAAGUUCUUUAUCUCAUAGGGUAGAGGAGUGGAGAGAAUGAAGAAUAAA
This is a messenger RNA of Aspergillus pseudotamarii, 549 nucleotides long. RefSeq lists its product as uncharacterized. Lineage: Eukaryota; Fungi; Ascomycota; Eurotiomycetes; Eurotiales; Aspergillaceae. Bases 179 to 430 code for a protein of 83 amino acids. The transcript has a single exon. The record is from RefSeq and is a predicted model, not a curated record.